GGAGAAUCAAACAUUUCCUGACUUUUCUUACGUUGGUCUGUCUUUCUGUCUGUCUACAGCAUAAGGAAGAAUAAAAGCAAAUAGCUACUACAGUUGUAAGAAAAAAAAAAAUUACUAAAAAAAAAAAAAAAAAAAGUAAACAAACAGAAACAGAGGGCGCCCUUAGCUUUGGUUGAGAAUCACUCACCGGAGGAGAGAGGGGGCCAAUUGUUUUCACGAAAAGGAGUUUAACAAUUCCUUAGACGCAAUCCUUAUCCAAACAUGCCAUUUUUGAGGACCGUAAGGCCAAAAAUUCUUGGACUAAUAAGAGUUUUGCUUCAGAGAUCUCUGCUUGGACGUGCAUAAAUGCAAUUCUCUACAUACCUUCCGACUUGCCUCUCUCAGCUUUUUGCUUGCAUGGGGUCACUUCUCUCUCUCUCUCUCUCUCUUCAUCAUAAUUCUAAGCCCUUUUUGGAUACUGAGAAAAACAGAAGAAGAAAAAAAAAUCCAGGAAUUUUGAGAUUUCGAGUCUAUACAUAUUCAUUGUUUGUGAUCCGAAGGGGAAAAAAAAAAAGAACUUUAAGUUGAAAGCAGGUUUAAUAACUUUUGAAUUUUUGCUUGCAGAGAAAAUAUAUGAAAAUUAAAGGAAAGGAAAAAAAAUCCUUCAAAUUUGAGAAAAAUAUAGAAUCUCUGCUCUGCUCGAGAUAGUUUUGCAAAUUUUGGUAUACUGUGAGAUUACAAACAGGAAAUAUAUAAGAUUUGAGAUUCUAACUUGUUUUGUUUUCCUUAGCUUUCUUGUAGUUUACAAUCAAAAAAAGGAAAACUUUCUUGUAGUUUAUAGUUGCUUUGUAGGUUAAGGAAUCUUGAGGACUUGUGUUUGCUUGUUCAGAAAGCAAACUUUGAGACUUAGCGAACAGGGAAACACUGGGGAGGAUCUUUUUUGUGGUUUGUUAAUUCUUUUCUUGGAGUUUUGGGAAGUUGUUUAGUCUAUAUAGAUAUGAUUUAUAUUAUUUGUAUUAGAUAUUGGGGGAUCCUAUAGCAAUAGCAGCUAUGUAUUCUAGGUGUUGUUUGAUAGCCAAAUCGGAGAGAUGCUUUGGGAAAAAACCCUGCUGUUCAUUUUUAGUGCUUUCAGGAGCGUAUUUGCAUGCUCUUGUGCUUUUGAUCAAGGAAAAGUUCAAGGCUAAAUGGAAGGCUCUAGUAGGCUGCCUUGGAUGCUAUACUAAACCUACAUCGAUGGGUGAACCUUCACAGAGGCUGAGAAUUCAUGAUAAAUAUGUGAGGAGAAAUAGUGUAUCAGAGGAUUUCUGGAGUAGCAGCACUUUUGAAAUGGACAACAGUACAGUUCAAUCCCAGAGAAGCAUCUCAUCAAUUGGCACCUCAAACCAAGCCCCCCUUGAUCAACAGGGUUUUGAUGGCAGUGUAAGCAACCCAUCUGAAUUUGUAAAUCAUGGACUUCUUCUCUGGAACCAGACAAGGCAGCAAUGGCUUGGAAACAAAAGGUCACAGAGCCAUCCACAAGUUCGAGAACCCAAAAUAAGAUGGAAUGAAACUUAUGACAGUCUACUUUCAACCAAAAAGCCUUUCCAACAGCCCAUCCCCCUUCGUGAGAUGGUAGAAUUCCUUGUAGAUAUCUGGGACCAGGAGGGUCUGUAUGAUUGAGCAUGCAAAACUGGAAAGCUCUUAAAAUUUUCAAUCCUUUCUUUCUUACCUUUUUUUAGUCCCCAUUUGUAUUGAUUGUGUGUCUAGUGCUAAGGUUGUAUAUUUUCAAUUUGUAUUGAUUAUUGUUCCCCUUCUCUGCUUAGGUCCUUUAUGGGUGGACCAGACAAAGUGAAUUAUUGUGGGGUGUUUUAAAUAAAAAUGACCACUUGCAAUGGGACCAUAUAUGUAUAUAUCGCCUACAAUGUAAUAAUAUGCAAUCCCUGCAAUGUGUCUUA
Messenger RNA from Quercus lobata, 1913 nucleotides. RefSeq lists its product as uncharacterized. The transcript has 6 exons. NCBI's taxonomy places the organism in Eukaryota, Viridiplantae, Streptophyta, Magnoliopsida, Fagales, Fagaceae. The coding region runs from base 1030 to 1638 and encodes 202 amino acids. The record is from RefSeq and is a predicted model, not a curated record.